This is a messenger RNA of Metarhizium acridum CQMa 102, 483 nucleotides long. RefSeq lists its product as uncharacterized. The record is from RefSeq and is a predicted model, not a curated record. Lineage: Eukaryota; Fungi; Ascomycota; Sordariomycetes; Hypocreales; Clavicipitaceae.
AUGCUUUUUGCAAAGCAGGGAGACCGGUUUGUAUAUGACAAGCUACCCCUUGUCGGGUUCGAGUACACCAGGGAGGCGUCCUCUGCUGGACAAACAGAAGGGGUGGAUGAUGACUUUCGAUUCAACCUGUAUCGACAUCCGGAAGUCCAGGGGCUUCCAGCCCAAAACUCGAGGACCAAUACGACCCCCGCGACGAGAACAUCGUUUGACUAUCGACACGAUGUCUAUAGCCUUGGCGUUGUACUCUUGGAACUGGGUCUCAAAGAAAGCGUCGAAACUAUGCAGCAGAUGGCUUCAGUUUUGGCUGGCUACGGUAGCCAUACUACUGAUGGCUUCCGUGAGUAUCUGCUCCGCCACGAAGUUCCUAAGCUGUUAUCGAGAAUGGGCAAGGGUUACCGAGAGGCGGCGAGAAUAUGCGUUGAAGCGACGGGAGAUGGAAGUAUACACGAGGAUUUCUAUCUCAAGGUUGUUCGUGUCAACUAG